Sclerotinia borealis F-4128 is the source of this 5034-nucleotide messenger RNA. The record is from the annotation of a GenBank genome assembly. Lineage: Eukaryota; Fungi; Ascomycota; Leotiomycetes; Helotiales; Sclerotiniaceae.
AUGACUUCUCUUAGAGCAUCCAGAAUUAUUCCCAGUUUGACUAGGAAUUCUCUUAGACCAGUAUUUCGCAAAUCAACCCCCAUUCCUUUCCGAACGGUAGCUACUUACUGUCCUCCAACCCAAGCAAAAGCAAUAUCCGUCCUUCCCACGAAUGUCGAUCCCUCUUCUGAGGAAUAUACUCAAAAUGAAUCUCAAAUGAAACCUCUCCUCGAUCACCUCUCGUCUCUCACCGCUAAAAUACACUUGGGUGGUCCUCCUAAAGCACGUGAAAAGCAUAUUGCACGUAGGAAGAUGCUUCCCAGGAAUCGCAUUACUGCACUGAUAGAUCCGGGUACAUCAUUUCUGGAAUUGAGUGCAUUGGCGGGCCAUGAACUUUAUCCUGAGGCGGAUGUACCUGCUGGUGGGAUCAUUACGGGGGUGGGUGUUAUUGAGGGAGUGACUUGUAUCGUGGUUGCAAAUGAUAGUACGGUGAAAGGGGGGUCUUAUUAUCCAAUUACUGUGAAGAAACAUUUGAGGGCACAGGAGAUUGCUAAGGAGAAUAAUCUACCAUGUAUCUAUCUGGUAGAUUCAGGAGGAGCGAAUCUUCCACAUCAAGCAGAUGUCUUCCCAGAUCGAGAGCAUUUUGGUCGAAUUUUCUUCAACCAAGCAAGAAUGAGCUCAAUGGGAAUCCCACAGAUAGCUGUGGUUAUGGGUCCUUGUACAGCAGGUGGUGCUUAUGUACCCGCCAUGUCUGAUGAAAGUAUCAUUGUCGGCGAACAAGGUCAUAUCUUCCUAGCCGGUCCUCCCCUGGUCAAAGCCGCAACUGGCGAAAUUGUAACAGCUGAAGAACUCGGAGGAGGAAACAUGCACAGCUCCGUAUCUGGCGUAACAGACUAUCUCGCCGUCGACGACGCUCACGCAAUAGUUCUCGCUCGCCGCUCUGUUAGCAACCUCAAUUGGCCUUCCAAACCCUUUCCACCCCCAACAUCCUACACUGAGCCCCUCUACUCUCCCGAAGAACUAACCGGUAUCGCCACCACUAACCUCCGCAAACCUUUCCCCAUUCACGAAGUCAUCGCUCGCAUUGUAGACGGCAGCGUCUUCUCCGAAUUCAAACGCGACUACGGCUCCACCCUCGUCACAGGCUUCGCCCAUAUCUACGGUCACAAAGUAGGCAUCGUAGCCAACAACGGAAUCCUCUUCUCUACCUCUUCCCUCAAAGGUGCCCAUUUCAUUGAACUCUGCACUCAGCGUCAGAUCCCUCUCAUUUUCCUGCAAAACAUCAGUGGGUUCAUGGUAGGCACCGAUGCCGAGCGCGAAGGUAUUGCAAAAAAUGGCGCCAAACUCGUUACCGCAGUCGCAUGCGCCAACGUACCUAAAUUCACCGUAGUUGUCGGUGCCAGCAACGGUGCGGGUAAUUAUGGCAUGUGUGGUCGAGCAUAUAGUCCUCGAUUCUUGUGGAUGUGGCCAAAUGCACGGAUUGGAGUGAUGGGGAGUGAGCAAUUGACGGCGGUUAUGGAAACGGUUGGGAAGGCGGUGGAUCCGGAGUUGAGGGAUAGGAUUGAUAGGGAGAGCGAGGCCGUUUUCUCAAGUGCUAGAUUAUGGGACGAUGGAGUUAUCCCACCAAGUCAUACAAGAAAGGUAUUAGGACUGAGUUUGAUGGCUGCGUUGGGUGGGAAGAAUGAACCGAUAUCCAUCGAACGGAGCGAUAGCUCUGCUUCCAUCCUCGAGCAUUGCACUGAAGCCAUCGAGGACAUCAUCUCUCAAUGCAUUGAACCUUCCAAACCAGGAACUUAUGGAGGAAGCCUCACAUUCGAUAACGGAGAAACAUAUACAAUCAUCAACCAAUUGUAUCCUCGAGCACCUACCAUCUCCGGAAUUCUGGAGAACCGAGCUGUGCAAAAGCCCCCCAAAGCCCCUAAAGCUACCCAAGCACCACCUGCAAAGACUACUCCCAAAACAACCCCAAAAACGACCAAGGAACCCGCAACUACAAGUCUGAAAACUACGCAGACUACACCAAAACCAAUCGAGACUCCAAAAACCACGGGUCCAAAAACCACACAAACUACCCCCACUACAUCGAAAUCAUCAACUGCCAAGACGAGUUCAGCUUCAGAGACCCCCAAAACAAUCUUACCAUCCACCAGUUCAAAAGCUAAGGAUAUUGAACCUACGACUUUGAAAUUCUCAAGUUCCAGUAGUAUUUUAUCAAGAAUAACUUCUCUAUCUAGCUCUUCUAGCCUUUCUUCCACAACGAGUUCCACUAAAGAAAGUACUACGAGCACCAGCACGAUCUCUAAAUCAUCAAUCCCAACUUCAUCUCCAUCGAGCCUCUCUUCCACUACGAGUUCAACAGAAGAAAGUAGUACAAGUACUCACUCAGCCUCUACAUCUUCGGUUUCAACGGAAUCCUCAUCGUCAAUUUCCUCAACUAAUGUUUCUUCCGUCAACAGUCCUUCAACUACCCCUAUCGGCUCCACUCCGAUGAAGUCAAUUACAACCUCGAGCAAUACUCAAGAGUCGACUUCAAUUCUCCAUUCGAGCCUCGCUAUAUUAUCCCAAUCCCCACCACCAAGCAGUAUUGCACAAUCCAGCCCAUCGAGUAAACUCGUUACUCCGACAUCAGAAGCAUCCCUCCAAAUUGUGGAGUUGUCCAGUGCUCACUCGGUGUCCAGUGUGAUUGAACCUACCCCACUGAAAAUUUCAUCGCAAAUAAGUACCUCAGCGACUAAAAUCUCCAUUUCUGACACUCGAACUGGUGCUAUAUCGAGUGGUUCCAUCUCGGGUAAGACCGAAUCGAGUUCUGUAUUGAGUAAAUCAAAAUUAGAAUCAACUAAAAGCUCCAGUUCAAUGGCAUCUGCUGCAUCCAAUUCGGAUAGGUUUGAACUGAUACCGACACCGGCACUAGAACCAGCUACCUCUCCAGGACAAAGUAUUUCCAGCAGUGCCUCAACGAGUAGUCUCAUCUCAAACCCUUCUCUUACCUCCACUUCUGUUCCCAUUGCCACAGAAUCCAGACUCACCGGGACACCCGCUACCAGCCCAAUCUUGUCUGGAUCAUUGACUGGUUCUUCAACGUCAACUAGAAGUUCUAGUCCUAUUCCCGAAGUCACACCUGGGCCAUCUAUCACCAGUUCUUCGACUAUUGCUUCUCCAGUCUUCGCUAAAUCAUCAAGCCCCGCUGCUCUAUCUAGCACCGCCGAAGAGAGCAAUGUAAUUCCUGCCUCAUCAAUAACGCCCGGGGUCUCGAGCGCAUCUCUCAUAUCGUCAGCACAGCCCGAAAUCACCCCUUCUCCCCACGAACCAUCGAAAUCUGGAAUUUCUCCAUCAACUUCAGAUUCCGAGCCCACUUCCCAGGCAGUUUCUACCGGAUCCCUUACAUCUUCCAUGGAACCCGAGAUCACCCCCUCCCCUUCCGAUUUGCCUGCUUCUGAAACCAUCACUUCAUCUCCUUCCUCCUCAUCCUUCCCAACCGAACUUUCCCCAGCAGAAACCCCGGACAGCAGUCCAACGGACUCCACCCUCGUUUCUCCCACUUCAUUAGAUUAUUCACCCGCCUGUUCAGCCACAACAGGGAGCAACUGCUCCACAUGUUACCAAUACACCGGCUCCGGCGAUAUCUCCUCCCCUACCUCCAACUAUACCAAUCUUCCAUCCCGUGACUUGCCACCAUCGAUCGCCGGUCGAAUAUCUACCUCUCAAUUAAACCCAAAGCUGUCCAAGCGAGGCACGGAAUCAUUUACCUCUUUCGACCCUACUAGUUCGUGUGUUUUUGGCCAGGUGGAAAUUCCUUCUAUCCCAGAUCCAUCUAUUUUGGUCAGUAAAGCAGGUCCUCAAACACAAUACUGGUAUGUUUUGCAAGAUGUCGCCGUGAAUGGAACAACUUGUCCUGUGCUUGGUUUUACAAAGGUUUCGGAUGGAGCACUUGCUUCUCAUCUGAUAAAUCCAAAUGCGGUUGGAUAUACGAAGGCCGGAGCGGGAAUCGCCUGGAAAGCGGAUGCUCCUAUUGUUAAUGUAGAUCGUGUUUAUGAUUCAUCAAUUUUGCAAGGCUUUUUUGCAAGCACAGUUAAUGGCAACAAUUGUGCAGCUUUCAAGGCUAUUUUCGAUCAGCCGGAUGCUGAUAACGGAGGAAAAUCAAGGUUGCAGAAUAUUUGGAACCAACUUCCUAGCGAUACUAACCCCGACUAUGCUGGAAUGGAUCAAAAGAUAAGCACCAUCAAAGCAAACAUCUUUAGAGGCGACUUGCAGCAGAGUUAUACGAACAACGACGAAAAAUUGGCAUAUAUUUACGAAUUGGCCGUCGCAAUGGCCAUAACCAACAAUGAUGAUUUUGCCUCCCUUUUCCAAUACACAAAUCUUCGCAUCUACCAAGCACUACUUGGUAUUGAUGCAGUGAUUGGGGCUUCCAAUUCUACUCUCAUGCAUCCAGAUUGGGCACUCACCUACCGUGCCUACAUCACCAACCUCCUAACAGCCCGUUCCUCCGCCAUCCUCUCACAAGUCUCUGGUUAUCUCGACAAUGAUCUUGGACCUAGCGCUAGAAGCGAUAAUGUCACGCUUCCGGAUGGAAGUGCUUCGACAAUUGAAAAUUCCAUUGGAAAUGGUGUGGAUACGUUUUUGAAGGCGUAUUCUAUGCCUGAUGCUUUCACGUUCGAUCAGGAGAAGCUGUUGGGGUUUGCUGGAAUAAACGAGAGGAUCAACAGGAGAUUGGAUGAGGAGGGAUUGCGGGAGGUGUUGGAGUUUAUGAGGAAGGAGGGAAGGGUGGAGUGGAUUGGGAAUGGGAAUGGGAAGGGGGCAGAUGUAUGUUGGGUUUGGUGGAGGAAACCAGAGGAUUGGGCGAGGGUUAUUGAGGAAUGGGUUGAUGGGACAGGGCAGAGGGGGAGUGUGCUGACGCUUUAUGAGUUGGUUGAGGGGGAGGGGGGAAGGGUGCUGGUAUGUUAUUUCCAUGGCUUGGAUGCGGAAAUAUUACAAAAAGCAUUGGCAAUAUUGGUGAAGAAGGGAAAGGCGCAGAUCUUUGGACAGGAGGAUCAACAGGGUGUGAAAUUCUUCUGA